AUGCAGCUCCAUCAACGGCUUUUCAUUCCGCUAGAAAGUGGUCGCCAUGAUGCGCGUCUUUCGAUCUCUUUCCAGACUCUUAUCCAACCAGCAGACAUUAUCAUCUUGCCCGAAGAUAUUAGACCCAGACACACAAGCACCAUAGGUGUUAAUCGGGCUGAUUUAUUCUCCGAGAUUGACACGGAAAGAGAGGGGGUUUAUAUACCUGCGGCCAUCCAUCCAACCAGUCAGCUAGGCACCGGUCCCGCCGAGGAAAACAUUGAAAUCCAGGAUUCCGAACGCGCAGAACAUGGCUCUUUCUUCUUGCAGUUUUUAGUACCAGGAUUCCGAAAAGGCAAGACAUACCGUUCUGAUAUUCUUGUUUUAUCUAGCUCAGAGCCAUAUCAUUUGCGAGUGCUUCUUUUUAGCCGCACUGCUGGGACGACCAGCCAUUCCAUAUUCGCUCCUGAGCUUGGAGACUCAAGGAAACGGAGACCCAGACAUGAACUGAAUGAUGAAAUGCGAGGUGGUGGAGGAGUUCAUACGCCUAGGAGGAAGGGUGGCGGGGAAAGCCACGUGAUGAGCCCGUUGACCCUUGCAAUCAACACCGGAAUCUCUCUCGAUAAUUAUGUUUCGCCUACAGGGAGACUCUGGCUGAGGACGCAGGGGCACCUCACAAAUGAUUGGCUCGAAUGUUGGUUGUUGACUGGAAGAUGUGCUAACGAGCCUCGUUCUUGUAGAUUUCGGAGCCUUCGAGAGAUGUCGUGUCAUCUAGUGAACAAUAUUGAACAACGGGAGGUAUUCCAAAAAAGGUGUCAAGGUACCAUCACAUAUUCAUGA
Lindgomyces ingoldianus is the source of this 819-nucleotide messenger RNA. RefSeq lists its product as uncharacterized. The transcript is spliced from 8 exons. The coding region runs from base 1 to 819 and encodes 272 amino acids. Lineage: Eukaryota; Fungi; Ascomycota; Dothideomycetes; Pleosporales; Lindgomycetaceae. The record is from RefSeq and is a predicted model, not a curated record.